Molecule: messenger RNA, 953 nt
Organism: Spinacia oleracea (spinach)
Lineage: Eukaryota; Viridiplantae; Streptophyta; Magnoliopsida; Caryophyllales; Amaranthaceae
Exons: 1
Coding region: 177-707 (176 amino acids)
Source: RefSeq, a predicted model, not a curated record
AUUUCUCUCUUUUAAUUCAUUAAUUCCUCCAGCCAAGUACCAACCACUUUCCCCCUCUUCUCCUCAACCAAAAAACUCCCUCCUACCCAUGUUCUUCCAUCUCCCUCCACCCCUUUUAAAACUCCCCAAAUAACACAACUUCUAAACAACUCAAAAUCUCAAGAAUUAAAUCAAAUAUGGAAGGAAUUUCAGCUAAUGUAUACAAGGGCAUUAGAGGCUAUUGGAAAAAAAAAGGUUAUAAAAAGCUCAAUAAGAAUCACCAAAAUCAUGGCCGGGCUGACCCGGUUAAUCCCGGGUCGGAAAUGGAUCCAAACCCUGUUCAUGGGCAGGGGCAGGGGCGGAGGCGGAGGCGGCGGUUCUUUCGAGUUAAGAUAACCCGAAGGAUGCCGAUCUGGAGGAAGGUAGUGGGAAUGCCAAAGAAGUGGCUGACAAAUUUGAGGGAUGCAUAUGUGAAAAUGAUGCUUAACUUAGCCAACUCCGGGCUUGGGGUUGGCGGUGCCGCAACCGGGUUUGGAGUGUCGGUUGAUUAUGGAUACGGGUAUGGAAGUUACAGGAGUCAGCUAAAAGAGUAUGAUGAGAAGAUGAUUGUUGAAAUUUACAAGUCUUUGAUGAUUGCUCAAGGACAACUUGGAGUUGGAGGUGCUGCUCCUAACAAAGUUAACCAUCUUAGAACUUCACCACCCAAAGUUACCAUCUCAGCUCGGUAACUUUUUUUUUUCUUUUACUUUUUUUAUUUUUGGGUUGGUGAAAAUAUAAGAUUAAUUGUUAGAUUAAAAGAAAAGGGUUGGACAUGCACAUGCUAGUACUAAGGUGAAAUUAAUAAAUAAAUUUAAUAGUAAUUGUACGUGCUAGCUUAUUAUGCCUUGCUUAUGGUAUCGUUGAUAUGUAAGGGUAUUUUAGACUUUUAAUUGCGAUUGUUUUUCUAUGGAAAUACCGAAAAUGUGCUUCGUAUA